AAAGAGAAAAAUCUCAGCCAAUAAGAAAACAAUUUCUCAGCAGCAUGUUCUCCACUGCCCUAACACUCCACCUCUUUCCCCUCCACAGAACCACCGAAUUCUCCCCCCACCACCACCACCACCGGAGCAGCCGCUACAGGCGUCCACACGGAAAGCCUCUGAGGAUUAAUGUGGCGAAAUUAUCUUCGAGCGUGAAAGAAGAAAUCGAGAAACCUCCACCGGUGUCAUCGGAGGGUUCCGAUGAGGGGAAUGAGGUGUUGACGAGCUGGGAGAGCAUAGGUCUGCCGCCGGUGACGGCGGCGAAGAGGGUGGUUCUAGUGAGGCACGGUCAGAGCACGUGGAAUGCGGAGGGACGGAUCCAAGGCAGCUCCAAUUUCUCGGUGCUCACUCAGAAAGGGGAAUCUCAGGCCGAGAUCUCGCGUCAAAUGCUUCUGGAAGAUUCCUUCGAUAUCUGCUUCUCCAGCCCGUUGAAUAGAUCGAAGAGAACUGCAGAGGUUAUAUGGGGUUCUCGUGCAGAGGAGAUCGUAACAGAUUACAACUUGAGAGAAAUUGAUCUCUACUCAUUCCAAGGUUUUCUCAAGAACGAAGGAAAGGCCAAAUACGGUGAGGCUUAUCUUCAAUGGCAAAUGGAUGCACCAAAUUUCAAUAUAGACGGUCAUUAUCCAGUUAGGGAAUUGUGGUCGAGAGCUAGAAGUUGCUGGAAGAAAAUCCUUACACACGAAAGCAGAUCGAUUCUUGUGGUUGCUCAUAAUGCCGUCAAUCAGGCUCUUAUUGCCACAGCUAUCGGAUUGGGCACUGAGUAUUUUAGGGUUCUACUUCAGAGCAAUUGUGGUGUUAGUGUUUUGGAUUUCAUCCCAAAAUCUGAAGGCGGGUCUCCAGAAAUAUGCGUUAAUCGUCUUAACCAGGUUAUUUGAAGUUCUUGGUGUGA
Molecule: messenger RNA, 928 nt
Organism: Erythranthe guttata (spotted monkey flower)
Lineage: Eukaryota; Viridiplantae; Streptophyta; Magnoliopsida; Lamiales; Phrymaceae
Source: RefSeq, a predicted model, not a curated record